Magnolia sinica is the source of this 1801-nucleotide messenger RNA. RefSeq names its product MDIS1-interacting receptor like kinase 2-like. The transcript is spliced from 3 exons. The record is from RefSeq and is a predicted model, not a curated record. Gene Ontology annotation, molecular function: ATP binding; protein kinase activity. Gene Ontology annotation, biological process: protein phosphorylation. Lineage: Eukaryota; Viridiplantae; Streptophyta; Magnoliopsida; Magnoliales; Magnoliaceae. Bases 205 to 1395 code for a protein of 396 amino acids.
UGACGAUGGGACCCACGGAGACCAGGUCGUGCACGUGGAUACUCACGUGCCAGUGUGCAACAGGCAAUCCGCUUCCGUCUAAAUCGCAUGCGCGCAUGUGUACGAGAUUUUUAUUUUAUUUUAUUUAUUUAAAAUAGCAUCAACCUUCUCCUAUAAAUACCCAUCCAUCGUAAGUUGGUAGCAUACCAUUAAGCAACAGCAACCAUGGCCAUACACAAAUCUCUCCCCUUUGCUUUUCUGCUCAUUUUGUUAGCCUUUCUUUCUUUCCAAGCAAUAUCAUUUGCAACAGCAGCACCAUCAAUCACACUCUCAGAAGUAAAGGCUCUCAUGAAAUGGAAAGCCAGCCUCUCAGCAUCACAGGCUCUCCAUUCAUGGUCUCUUCCUUCUGCUAAUUCUACCACCAACAUAAUCUCUCCAUGCAACUGGACUGGGAUCUCAUGCAACAUCCUUGGAAGUGUAACAAGGAUAAGCCUCCCGAGUGUAGGUUUGGAAGACAUUGUAGAGGUGACAGAGGGUUUUGAUGAUAAAUACUGCAUUGGAACUGGAGGGUAUGGAAAAGUUUACAAAGCAAAUCUACCAGCAGGCCAGGUAGUAGCUGUGAAGAAACUUCAUCCACUCAAAGGGGAAAAUCAAUCUGAUCAAAGAAGUUUUAGAAAUGAGAUAAAAGCAUUAACAGAAAUCCGCCAUCGCAACAUUGUGAAACUUUAUGGCUUCUGUUCACAUACACAAUGCUCAUUUCUAAUCUACGAGUACAUGGAAAGGGGAAGCUUGGCAAGCAUCCUAAGCAACGAUGAAGGAGCUGCACAGUUGGACUGGACUUUGAGGGUGAAUGUUAUUAAAGGUGUGGCUCAUGCUUUAUCUUACAUGCAUCAUGAUUGUACCCUGCCGAUUGUUCAUCGAGACCUAUCAAGCAACAAUGUUCUGUUGAAUUCAGAACUUGAGGCUAAUGUUUCUGACUUUGGAACUGCACGAUUGCUGAUACCCGAUUCCUCAAAUUGGACUACACUCGCAGGCACUUGCGGAUACAUCGCUCCGGAGCUUGCAUAUACAAUGAGGGUGACUGAAAAAUGCGAUGUAUAUAGCUUUGGUGUUGUGGCACUUGAAGUGGUGAUGGGAAGUCAUCCUAGGGAGCUCAUCUCCUCUUUGUCAUCAUCAAGUAGACAAGAUACACUGCUAAAAGAUAUGUUGGACCAACGUCUCUCAGAUCCGAUGGCUGACGUUGCACAGGAAGUCUUAUUUGUAGUAUCCAUGGCUCUUGCAUGCAUUCGGCCAAACCCAGACUCUCGGCCAACCAUGCGACAUGUGGCUCAGGAGCUUUCUAUUAGAGGGCCUUCUUUCUCUCUACAGCCAUUCCAUGCAGUCACAUUACGUCAACUGAUGAAUCUGAAGGUAUAGUUGGGUGGAUGAAGUUUGUGGACAUGUGGCGGCAUGAACAUUAUUACUAUGUGUUUGUUGUAUGAAAAUCAUCUAGCAUGGAGAAGGUGUUUUUCUUGUUAUGAUAUGUACAUAAUUCAGUGUGUAGAAUCGAUGUUAAUAGAAAUAUAGUAUUUUAGUGUUGGUGAUCGAAAUCUAUAUGUAAUAAAGUAUUUGAAAGGAUAAAGAUGUUUUCUUGUGUGAUGUUUAUCUUCUAACUGAAGGGUUUCAAGCCAAAUCAAAAAUCUACCUUCAAGGAAUUAUAAUCAUUUUCCUUACAUAUACUAAUGUAUUAUGAAAAGUAAAAGAAUGAGUUUAUUUAUCUAAGAGAGAUGGUCUAAGUUUCUUUUUUAGAAGGCAGGGAAGAAAAGACUCUUUUAUUACCAAG